UAAACUCCAGUCUAGUUGCGUUGUUAUCAAAUCAUCCAGUCUAGUGGUGUUGCAGAAUCGUCUCCAUUCUCUUUCUCAAUGGCCGUGCGAACCCUACUGAGCAGAAAAACCCUAACCUCCGUGCUCCGCAAUGACCCAAAACCGUUGGGAGCGGGCAUAGCAGCAACAACUCAUUCCCGUGGCUUGCAUGUCUUCACGGUACCCGAUCUCGAUUACGACUAUGGCGCUCUGGAGCCUGCUAUCAGUGGUGAAAUCAUGCAGCUCCAUCACCAGAAGCACCAUCAGGCUUACGUCACCAAUUACAACAAGGCUUUCGAGCAACUUCAAGAUGCAAUCAGCAAGGCCGAUUCCUCUACCAUCGUUAAGCUCCAGAGUGCUAUCAAGUUCAAUGGUGGAGGUCAUAUCAACCAUUCUAUUUUCUGGAAAAAUCUAGCUCCUGUUCGUGAAGGAGGUGGUGAGCCACCCAAGGGUUCCCUGGGAUGGGCCAUUGACACACAUUUUGGUUCUUUGGAAGCAUUGAUACAAAAGGUUAAUGCAGAAGGUGCAGCCUUACAGGGUUCUGGAUGGGUGUGGCUUGGUCUGGACAAAGAGUUGAAGAGGCUUGUAGUUGAGACCACUGCAAAUCAGGACCCGCUGGUUACUAAGGGAGCAAGUUUGGUUCCAAUUCUUGGUAUAGAUGUUUGGGAGCAUGCAUACUACCUUCAGUACAAAAAUGUUAAACCGGACUAUUUGAAGAACAUUUGGAAAGUUAUUAACUGGAAAUAUGCCAGUGAAGUGUAUGAGAAAGAGAGUUCUUAGUCUGAAAGUGCUGCUUGAUAUGGAGCGUGAGAUGACAGGUUUGCACCACGGUUACAGACGGGAAUAAAAUGGUGUAUUGUGACAUAUCGCACCUUCAUUAGGAUCCAGGUUAUUUUAUAAGAAAUAACUAUUUAUGUAUUUGUAAUGAAGAACCUUGAGCUAUAUAUGGCUGCAUUCCUUGUUCUAUGUACCUUUAAUGGUCUGCUCAAGUCUUGUGAAUUCUCUGAUGCUCUGGUAAGAUACUAUUCUUGUCUAGCGAUGUAUUUUUCUUUUGCUUUUAGGGUGUGAUCCUUUUGCUCGAAUAAGACUAUUACGGAGUUGUGAAAAUUAAGUCCUCCAAUUAAUACAUUUGCUGGA
Molecule: messenger RNA, 1155 nt
Organism: Gastrolobium bilobum
Lineage: Eukaryota; Viridiplantae; Streptophyta; Magnoliopsida; Fabales; Fabaceae
Product: superoxide dismutase [Mn], mitochondrial
Exons: 6
Coding region: 79-798 (239 amino acids)
Biological process (GO): superoxide metabolic process
Cellular component (GO): mitochondrion
Molecular function (GO): superoxide dismutase activity; metal ion binding
Source: RefSeq, a predicted model, not a curated record